This is a messenger RNA of Mercurialis annua (annual mercury), 1491 nucleotides long. RefSeq lists its product as uncharacterized. Lineage: Eukaryota; Viridiplantae; Streptophyta; Magnoliopsida; Malpighiales; Euphorbiaceae. The record is from RefSeq and is a predicted model, not a curated record. The coding region runs from base 1 to 1491 and encodes 496 amino acids. Gene Ontology annotation, molecular function: zinc ion binding; nucleic acid binding. The transcript has 3 exons.
AUGGCUACCGAAAACUUCACUCAUACUCUGUGUCCCUACUUUGAUGGAACGAAUUAUCCUAAUUUGAAAUUCUGUAUGAAAAAUUAUCUUGAUAUGGAUGAAAAAGAGUGGACCAAGGAUCACAUUCAAGCUAAUGCUCUCAACCGGAAGGUUAUUUGUGUGAUUUUUUAUUCUUUGUGUAGAGAGGAGCAAGAAAGGGUUCAACAUUACUCAACGGCUCAAGACAUGUGGAAGAUUCUUGAGAACUACCAUGAAGGAAGGGUUCAAAUUAAAAUCAAGAAGGUUGAGCUUCUCAUUGGAGAAUAUGAAGCUUUCAAGAACAAGCCAAAUGAGAAUGUCACUGAUACCACCAAUAGACUUCUUGCCAUUACUACCAAUUUCAAGAAUCUUGGUAAGCAUUAUACUAUUGGUGAAAUCAAUGGCAAAAUUCUCCGUCCAUUACCUCUCCUAGAUUGGCAACCGAAUAUAACCGCUAUUGAAGAAGCUCAUGACUUGAAUAAGUUGAGAACCGAUGAGCUUAUUGGAAAUUUCCUUCUUCGUGAGAUGACUUACAUGAAAAGUAUCCAAGAAUUGAAAAGGGCUCAAGAAGAGAAAACUAAGGGAAUUGCUUUGAAGGCUAAAGCAAUUGAGACUAAGGUUGAAGAGGAGAUCAACUUGAGUGAUGGUGAGGAUGGUGGGGAAAUGGUCUUGAUGUCCAAGAAGGUUAGAGAUUGGAAGUUGAGGAAGAAGUCACAAGUUCAAAGAUAUGUGCACAAAGGAGAUUCUUCCAACUCCAAACGAUCAUCUCCUCCUAGAAAAGAGGUUUCAACUCCUAGAAGAGAUGUCACUUGCUAUGGAUGUGGAAAAUCGGGUCAUACUAAACCGGAAUGUCGGCAAGGAGCUAAUAGAUCCUUCCAAAAGGACAAGAAGGGAUUUGUAACUACAUGGGAUGAUGAGAGUAACUGUCAAUCCGAUGGAGAAUGUCAAGAGGAAGAAAGGGCCAAUCUUCGCUUCAUGGCUUUUGAGGAGGAACAUACAUCCAAGGUUAGUUCUCUACCCUUUCUCUCUUGGGAUGGUAUAGGUAUAGAAACGCAUGAUAGUUUUAGUGAUAUUGUUGUUAUGAAUAAUGUUGAUAGUGUUGAUAAUGAUGAAUGCCAUUACAUGAUAAAUGAGCUAACAACCAAGUGUAGUGACUAUCAUGCCAAAAUGAAAGUUUCCAAAAGGAAAACCUUUAUGGCUAAAAUUGAGAUGCUCAAUUUGAAGAAAGAAAUUCACGACUUAAAGUCUUAUUUAAAAUAUAUUUCUAAACAAGAUGUCAAUGUCUUGUCUAAGGAAAAUGAAAAACUAAAUGAGAAAGAAUCUUUGGAUAAUCUUCUUGAUUCUAAAAGAAAUCCAACCAUAAAAUUCGGGCUUGAUUAUAGUCACAACCCCUCUAUCUCAAAUGUGACUACUUUUGUGAAGGCUUCUUCACAUCAAACUUCUUCCAUAGAAGUUUCUCCAAUAUUAGCAUAG